GAAGAGAAGAGAGUCCGUGUUAGUUGACGUCCCUUGCCGUCAAACCUUCAACUCGCUUACUUAAAAGGAUCGUUGGCUCUUCAUCUCUGGCGAAUCGCAAAUCGCAAAUCGCAAAUCGCAAAUAGCAAAUCGAGGAGCUUUGAAUGUACAAACGAUCACCAAAGAGCUUUUAAUGGCGAAUUUGAAGAGUUACAGAACAACUACUCAGAUUUGACAGUUUGUGAAAUCAAAAUGACGGACAAGAAGAAAGGUGUUCAGGCUCUCCUACUCGGUAGAUACGAGAUCGGAAAGCUUCUUGGCCAUGGAACCUUUGCUAAGGUCUACAACGCGAGGAAUGUCAAAACUGGAGAAAUCGUUGCGAUCAAAGUUCUCGAUAAGGAGAAAAUCCUCAAAGGAGGAUUGGUUGCUCACAUCAAACGCGAGAUCUCGAUCUUUCGCCGUGUUCGACAUCCCAAUAUCGUACAACUCUUUGAGGUUAUGGCGACGAAGGCCAAGAUCUACUUUGUGAUGGAGUAUGUCAAGGGAGGUGAGUUAUUCAAUAAGGUCGCUAAAGGUCGAUUGAAAGAGGAGGUUGCGAGAAAGUAUUUCCAGCAACUUAUCUCUGCUGUCGGAUUCUGCCAUGUUAGAGGUGUUUACCACCGUGAUCUGAAGCCGGAAAAUCUGUUGUUAGAUGAAAAUGGGGAUCUUAAGGUCUCUGAUUUUGGGCUUAGCGCUGUAUCAGAUCAGAUGAGGCAGGACGGAUUGUUCCACACCUUCUGUGGAACACCUGCUUAUGUAGCCCCUGAAGUUCUAGCUCGAAAGGGGUAUGAUGCAGCGAAGGUGGAUAUUUGGUCUUGUGGAGUGAUUUUGUUUGUUUUAAUGGCUGGUUAUCUUCCAUUUCAUGAUCAGAACAUUAUGCAGAUGUAUAAGAAAAUCUAUAAAGGUGAGUUCCGGUGCCCUAGAUGGUUCUCCCCUGAGCUCAUCCGUCUCCUUUCUCGUCUCCUCGAUACAAAUCCAGAGACAAGAAUCACUAUUCCUGAAAUAAUGGAGAAUCGGUGGUUCAAAAAAGGUUUCAAACACAUUAAAUUCUACAUUGACAACGAUCGCCUCUGCAGCUUUCAAGAUGAAGAUGUGGAAUCGUCGUCGGAACAAUCCGUAUCUGAAUCCGAAUCAGAAUCGGAAACACCCAGAAUCCCCAUUCCUGGGUUGCCCAGACCUGCUAGUUUGAAUGCUUUUGAUAUCAUUUCGUUCUCCCCUGGAUUUGAUCUAUCUGGGUUGUUCGAAGAGAGAGGAGAGGAAGCAAGAUUUGUUUCUGGUGCUCCAGUGCCGAAGAUUAUAUCAAAAUUGGAGGAGAUUGCUAAGGUUGUUAGCUUCACAGUACGGAAGAACGAUUGUCGUGUAAGCUUAGAAGGAUCAAGAGAAGGUGUUAAGGGGCCAUUGACGAUAGCAGCUGAGAUAUUUGAAUUAACACCUUCAUUGAGGGUUGUAGAAGUUAAGAAGAAAGGAGGGGACAUGGAAGAGUAUGAAGAUUUCUGUAACAGAGAACUGAAGCCCGUGAUGGAGAACCUUCUGAUCGAUGAUUCUACAGUUCCUCCUGAUCUCCCUUCUGAUACAGAGUAGAGAAAAUAAAUACAGAAAAAAUAAAAAAAAUAAAAAUUUUAAAAUUUCUUUUCUAGUUACUAUUGUAUCAUAUAUUUUAUUUUCUUCGAUUUGGUCUCUUUGUGUAUAAUCAUUCUGAGUUAUCAGGAAUCAUUAUAUGUUAUAUAAUUAUGCAGUUGGUGCCUUAAACUAGAACCCCUUUAUAGUGGGGGAAGAUAAUGUCCUUGUUAAUUAUAUCUUCCACUACCACAUCAUCUAUGUUAUCAAUUAGGAUGGUUUUGACGUUGUUGUG
Messenger RNA from Macadamia integrifolia, 1870 nucleotides. RefSeq names its product CBL-interacting serine/threonine-protein kinase 12-like. The transcript has a single exon. Gene Ontology annotation, biological process: protein phosphorylation; signal transduction. Gene Ontology annotation, molecular function: ATP binding; protein kinase activity. The record is from RefSeq and is a predicted model, not a curated record. NCBI's taxonomy places the organism in Eukaryota, Viridiplantae, Streptophyta, Magnoliopsida, Proteales, Proteaceae. The coding region runs from base 232 to 1599 and encodes 455 amino acids.